UGUUGCAUUGGCUUUGACUUUGCACACUUAUUACUUUUAAUUCAUUCGACUGCUGGCACGCGCAUCAAACGGACGGAAACAAUGACGGACGGAUUGGAAACAUGCGAGCUUACUCUCCCGUUGGGUCAAAUUAAGGGCGUCAAGCGCCUUAGUCUAUACGAUGACACCUACUAUAGCUUCGAAAAGAUUCCUUUUGCGAAGCCCCCACUGGGAGAAUUGAGAUUCAGGGCGCCAGUGCCGGCAGAACCAUGGAGCGGAGUUCUGGAUUGCACCCAUUACGCGGAGAAGCCAACCCAGAAGAACUUAAUGACCAGGGCUAUAAAAGGGACCGAGGACUGUUUGUAUCUGAACGUUUACUCCAAGCAGCUGAGGAGUGAGAAGCCAUUGCCGGUAAUGGUGUACAUUUACGGCGGGGCCUUCACCGUGGGUGAGGCCACCCGUGAACUCUACGGCCCCGACUACUUCAUGACCAAAGAUGUGGUUCUGGUAAUCCUAAACUAUCGUGUGGAUUGUUUGGGAUUUCUUUCCCUCAAGGAUAGCAGUCUGAAGGUUCCUGGAAAUGCCGGACUUAAGGAUCAGGUGCUGGCUAUCAAGUGGGUCAAGGAGCACAUUUCCAACUUCAAUGGCGAUUCUAAUAACAUUACGGUUUUCGGCAAUAGUGCCGGUGGAUGCUCCACCCACUUUAUGAUGUGCACGAAUCAGACCGAGGGUAUGUUUCACAAGGCUAUUGUCAUGUCGGGAACAGUGCACAAUAUCUGGUCCGAUACCCCGAGUGAGGACUUUGCUUACCGCCUGGCGCAGCAGUGCGGUUUCACCGGCCAAAACAACGACGCCAAGGUUUUGGAACACCUUCUGGGUGUUCCUGCUACAGAUCUUGUAAACCACAAUGUCUUAACACCGGAACACCGAAGGAACGGGUUGAUUUGGACCUUUGGACCCACUGUGGAGUCGUAUGUGGGUGAGGAUUGUGUGAUUCCCAAGCCGCCCGUCGAAAUGGCCCGCGAUGCGUGGUCCAACAAUAUACCUAUCAUGCUGGGGGGAACUUCAUUCGAGGGUCUUUUUAUGUAUCCUGACGUUUCCGCCAAUCUUAAGGCAUUGGACAGUCUAAAUCAGGAUCCCCUGAGGAUGGUGCCUCUGGAGGUCCGUGAGGUCAACAGCGAGAAGCAGAAUCUGGAAUAUGGGCGUCGUCUGAUCAGAACCUAUUUCGGUGAUGCCCCUCCCAGUUCGGAGCUUUUGAUGAAUAUGCUAGAGUAUUAUUCGUAUAAAAACUUUUGGCAUGGUUUUCACCGCACUUUGAGCGCAAGACUCGCGUAUGCGAAGGCACCAACGUACUACUACCGCUUCGACUUCGAUUCUCCGAACUACAACUUCUAUCGUGCUAAGUUCUGUGGGGAUAUUAUAAAGUCUGGAGUGGCCCAUGCCGAUGACCUCAGCUAUUUGUUCCGAAACUCGGGAUCUUGGAAACUAGAGAAGUCAUCUGCCGAAUAUCGCAACAUCGAAAGGAUGAUUGGCAUUUGGACAGCAUUCGCAGCGUCCUCCAAUCCCAAUUGCAACGAAAUAGGCCAUAUAGAAUGGAAACCAUCAACCAAGGAUAAUCCCAAGCAAAUAAUUAAUAUAAGUUAUGAUGUAAAGAUAAUUGACUUGCCAGAGUAUGAAAAACUUCAAAUUUGGGAUGGCAUUUACAGUCCGGAUCAAUUGAUCUGACCUUAAACACCAUAUUAUGUUCGUGAAAAUCACUAUCGAUAUUGGUCUUUUGGCCUUGGCAUGAUAAUUUAUAUAAUUACCGGUCAGUUCAACAAUAAUAUAUUCUCUUGUAUAUUACACAUAUGGACAUUCUGCAAUUAUAAUAAAACAUAUUACGUUUAAAUUUC
Molecule: messenger RNA, 1871 nt
Organism: Drosophila biarmipes
Lineage: Eukaryota; Metazoa; Arthropoda; Insecta; Diptera; Drosophilidae
Product: esterase B1
Exons: 5
Coding region: 82-1704 (540 amino acids)
Source: RefSeq, a predicted model, not a curated record